This is a messenger RNA of Carassius carassius (crucian carp), 551 nucleotides long. Its product is annotated as ankyrin repeat and SOCS box protein 14. The coding region runs from base 91 to 432 and encodes 113 amino acids. The transcript has 3 exons. The record is from RefSeq and is a predicted model, not a curated record. Lineage: Eukaryota; Metazoa; Chordata; Actinopteri; Cypriniformes; Cyprinidae.
UAUUUACAGUUUGCAAUCACGUGAGCAGCAAUAAUCACGUGCCAAGAUUUGUCUAUAAUCACUUAAAUCAGCAUCUAAUAGGACAGUGUGAUGAAUUUGGACACAUCUGGAAUGGGUUUUGAGGAGGAUGUGACAACCCAGCUGAUGAUCGAGAGUCUCCGAGAACAAGGGUUGGUCACGAGCCCUUUCUCCGGUGAAUCCUGCAGAAUCAUUCAGAUCACCCCUGAGAGAGAGAAGAUAUCCAGUGCAAUAAAGCAUGGUGAUGAACAGUCCCUCUGUGAGCUGACUGUCCACCAGCAAGCUUUCUCUGAAGAAGACGACACAGACUACAUCCCCUUACACGAGGCAGCCAUACAAAACAACCAGAACAUCCUUGAUCACAUUUACUGGUCUGUCUUGAGGAUCCACUUUGUUUCUGAUCGUCAUUGUUGAUUUUAUGUGUCAGGACAGCAGCGACUGAUCUCUUCUGUUCAUCAGCGUCUCCCAAGGAUGCCAAGCACAGAAAGACUCACCAGGGUAAGACGCCUCUCUUCUUAGCGGUGGAGAAAGGG